AUGAAUGGAUGCCCUCAAUUUCCUUCCAAGAGCGUUGACUGAACUGGCCUAAAGAUGGAAGCUUGACAAUUGGCUAACAGAGCAUGACUCGCACUUUGCAUGGCCUGGAGAGUUAAUGCAUCCUCUCAUCUGUUGUUGGCUUAUAUAAUCCCUCCACUGGACUCUUACUUAGCCACAGCCAAAUCUUUUCCUUAUCGAUUCCCAUUCCUUUCGUCUCCUUCUCGCGUCGCCAUGGGCCGUAAGAAGUUGACGGUGAAGAGGAUCGAUAACCCUGCCGGUCAGCUAGUAACCUAUAGGAAGCGCAAGGAUGGGAUUGUCAAGAAGGUCGCCGAGUUAUCAGGGUUGUGUGGCACGGAUGUCGGCCUGAUAAUGUUUUCUCCGAAUGGUCGAAUGACUAGCUGUGCCGGCAGCAGCAGUGUCGAGAAUGUCUUUCUACGAUAUCUCAACCUGCCCGAUGUGUUGCGAGGAGGGUCGGUCGAAAACCAAGAGGUUUUGCGUCAAGGCCUCAAACAUGUGAAGUGUGAAGCACAAAUGCUCGAAGCCAUGACGAAAAUGCAGGCUCUCGAGGAAGAACUCAAAGUGCUUAAUCGGCAACAAGCUGAAGCACAGGAAAAUAUCAGAUCUUACCAUCCAGAGCUGGAAGAAAUAAGAUCGGUUCGAGAAGCUGAAGUGCACAUAAGGUUCCUUAACGAUGCUAUCAGGCGUAUACAACAUCUGAAACAAGCAAAAUUGUCAAUGAACGAGCUUCUGCCUCAAGAAUCUGCCAGUUUUGAGGUACCAGCUGCAUCAGUCUGGGAUUCAAAUCGGGCAACUAACAAUUCUGCAUAUUCUAUCCAGAAGAGGGACCGUUCCGAUGACGAGCAUCGAGGUGAAGCGGCACAGCACAUGAGCAUUGGCCACUUGAAGCCGCAAGCUGAGUGGAACAUUUCAAAGGGUGCCUCGACUCGAGGACCGAACCUUCAGUUUGCUCUCCAAGGAAAUCGAGGAAAGGGUACCGAAUGCUAAAUAAAGUCGAUUAAGUCUAUCGGCCUCGGUCGUUCUCGAGUUCAAUGAAAACAUUUUCCCGGUCAAGGAUUUGAUGAUG
Syzygium oleosum is the source of this 1084-nucleotide messenger RNA. Its product is annotated as agamous-like MADS-box protein AGL66. NCBI's taxonomy places the organism in Eukaryota, Viridiplantae, Streptophyta, Magnoliopsida, Myrtales, Myrtaceae. Gene Ontology annotation, molecular function: RNA polymerase II cis-regulatory region sequence-specific DNA binding; protein dimerization activity; DNA-binding transcription factor activity, RNA polymerase II-specific. Gene Ontology annotation, biological process: regulation of transcription by RNA polymerase II. The record is from RefSeq and is a predicted model, not a curated record. Bases 100 to 1005 code for a protein of 301 amino acids. The transcript has 10 exons.